GCUCCGACUGUGAGGGACGUGCCUGGCGGCGAGUCCCUAUUGGCAGGCCGUUUGGGGGAGGCGGAUGCUGAUUGGUCCGGCCGCCGCGGCCGAGUGCGGGCGGUGGGGUUAAGCGCGUCGCCGCCGCCCCGGCCUAGGCGCGAGCACAGAGCGCUGAAUCCGCACCUCGGACCUGUAGCGGCGGUGUCACGCAAUGGGUCUUCGCCUUUGUCCCUACCAUGCGGCGCUGCUCCCGGGUGGCUUCCUGUGCCUCCUGCUCUUGGCGGAUCCGGCGCUCCCGGUCGGACGUCCCCCUCCGGUGGUGCUGGUGCCCGGUGAUUUGGGCAACCAGCUGGAAGCAAAGCUAGACAAGCCAACGGUCGUGCACUACCUCUGCUCCAAGAGGACAGACAGCUACUUCACGCUCUGGCUCAACCUCGAACUGCUGCUGCCAGUUAUCAUUGACUGCUGGAUUGACAAUAUCAGGCUGGUCUACAACAGAACGUCCCGGGCCACCCAGUUCCCAGAUGGUGUGGAUGUGCGCGUCCCUGGCUUUGGGAAGACUUUCUCACUGGAGUUCCUGGACCCCAGCAAAAGCAGUGUGGGUUCCUAUUUCCAUACCAUGGUAGAGAGCCUUGUGAGCUGGGGCUACACACGGGGUGAGGAUGUCCGGGGGGCCCCCUACGACUGGCGCCGAGCCCCAAAUGAAAACGGGCCCUACUUCCUGGCCCUCCGGGAGAUGAUCGAGGAGAUGCACCAGCUGUAUGGGGGCCCUGUGGUGCUGGUUGCCCACAGCAUGGGCAACAUGUACACACUGUACUUUCUGCAGCGACAGCCACAGGCCUGGAAGAACAAGUAUAUCCGUGCGUUUGUGGCACUGGGUGCGCCCUGGGGGGGCGUGGCCAAGACUUUGCGUGUCCUGGCCUCAGGAGACAACAAUCGGAUCCCGGUCAUCGGGCCCCUGAAGAUCCGGGAGCAGCAGCGGUCUGCCGUCUCCACCAGCUGGCUGCUGCCCUACAGCUCCACCUGGUCGCCUGGCAAGAUCUUCGUGCGCACACCCACAACCAACUACACGCUGCGGGACUAUCGCCGCUUCUUCCAGGACAUCGGCUUCAAAGACGGGUGGCUCAUGCGGCAGGACACGGAGGGGCUGGUCGAAGCCACGGCGCCACCUGGCGUGCCACUGCACUGCCUCUACGGCACCGGUGUCCCCACGCCAGACUCCUUCUACUACGAGAGCUUCCCAGACCGCGAGCCCAGAAUCUGCUUUGGCGACGGUGACGGCACCGUGAACUUGCAGAGUGCCCUGCAGUGCCGGGCCUGGCGUGGCCGCCAGGAGCACCCAGUGUCGCUGCAGGCACUGCCGGGCAGCGAGCACAUAGAGAUGCUGGCCAAUGCCACCACCUUGGCCUAUCUGAAACGUGUGCUCCUUGGGCCCUGAUCCGUGCGCCAGGCAGGGCUGUGGGACGGCCUAGCCACAGCCGUUCGCUUCUCUUGUCCUUUGGGGCUCUCGCCGCCCGGGAGUUCAGCAGCUUGGGACUGACUGCCUCAGGUCCUCAGUCUCGGGUUGCGACAUAUCUGCCAUUGGAAAGUGCUGUUUCUUGUCCUUCCUCUGUGGGAGUGAGGAAGGAAGAAAGAGUCUGGACUCACUUGGGGGAUCCUUGCUGGAAAGAAUGCUGCUGCUGUUGGAAUUGCUGUGACCUCAGGACUGGCUCCGCAGGCGGGUUGGUGCCCCAAUCCUGAACUCAGGGGCCAUUUGUUCUAAUACUCCUGUGGCCUUUUCACACUCACCCACCAGGCCCUGGUCCCUCAGUCUUCCUGUGAGGGCUAUUACUGAGCUGUGGUCCCUGUCCCUAAAGGUCCCAGGGAUGGACUCCUGGUCCCUACGGUGAUCUUCCCACAAACUGGCCACAGGUAGGCUUGCUACUGGCUGUGAGUGGCUGGAGCUGCUGGCUUCCCCAUGGCCUAGUUGCUCAACAGCCUGACUGUGGCUUUCUGGAGGCAGUCUGGUUCCUCCUGCAGACAGGGGUGAGUUGUGUUCUCCGUAGUUCCCAGGUACUGGGCCAUUCACUCCUACCUCCCUCACCUCCAAGAACAGCCUAGCUCGGGAUCGAGCAGCAGGUGGCCUCCAUUUCUUGGGGGCGCUGUCCCAGGAGGCUUGAUUCCCCUUGGUUGUGCUGUUAACCCACAGUAUUGAUGCUGGUUCCCUUUGCCCUGGGACUGUGGUUCAAGGAUGAGAGCAGGGCUCAGUCUCAUGGCCUUUUAGGUACUCAUGAAGAAAACUCAAGGAAGUAGCUAAGGCCAUUCAGAGGUACCCUGAGCUGCCCUCUUGAUAAGCCCACCACCACAUUACCACCCUGCCCUAGGGUUUUUCUAGCACCCAGGUGGGCUGGCACAGGGCUGAGAGGAGGUAGGGCUCUUGCCUGUCUUGCCCAGCACCUACUCCCGCCAGGCAGCUCACUGGUGUUAGUCUGCAGAGACUAGCCCAGAAACUUGAGUGGGCCCCUGAGAGAGCCAGGUGGCUUGGGGCUCCCUGGGUAGUUUUUUGUCUGCUCCAGAGGUGCUUCAUGGAUCUUGCUAUAAUAGCAGGGAUGGAGAGUCUGGAUCUGCCUUGGUGGCAGUCAUCUCCAAGUGGGCGAUGGCUGUAGGCCAAGACUUGAGUCUCGCCUCUAGGAUGGGACCCCAGAACCACAGUCGGGCCGGACUGGGCUGCUCUCCCACCAGGUUUCUGUGGAGCUGGAUUUUCUCUGUUGGGAACAUACCCAGCAUCUCUCUCUCCUUUUAUUCCUGGAUUGUGGGCCCCUCAUGGAGCUCUAAGCAGGCUGUACCUUGAUUCUGGCAAUAAAAAUUUUCUGGAUGCUGUAAAGUA
Callorhinus ursinus (northern fur seal) is the source of this 2848-nucleotide messenger RNA. It is a transcript of the gene PLA2G15, whose product is annotated as phospholipase A2 group XV. The record is from RefSeq and is a predicted model, not a curated record. Gene Ontology annotation, biological process: lipid metabolic process. Lineage: Eukaryota; Metazoa; Chordata; Mammalia; Carnivora; Otariidae.